This is a messenger RNA of Malania oleifera, 1766 nucleotides long. RefSeq names its product nucleosome assembly protein 1;4. The record is from RefSeq and is a predicted model, not a curated record. Gene Ontology annotation, cellular component: nucleus; chromatin. The transcript is spliced from 12 exons. Gene Ontology annotation, molecular function: histone binding; chromatin binding. Bases 215 to 1360 code for a protein of 381 amino acids. Gene Ontology annotation, biological process: nucleosome assembly. Lineage: Eukaryota; Viridiplantae; Streptophyta; Magnoliopsida; Santalales; Ximeniaceae.
AAUAAUCUCAGGCUCGAGAGGAGAGAGAGAGAAAGAGGAGAGAGAGAGAGAACUGCCUCCUCCAACUCGCCCCCUCUUUUCCCCUAUCUUCUCUUCCAGUCUCUCUCCCCCCUCCCCCCGCUUCCCCUAUAAAUCAUCUUCAUUCUCCAUUUUCCUUUUCUCUCACUUUCUCGUCCUCUAGGGUUUCUCCCGCCACUCGCAAUCUUCUCCCAUAAUGACCAACGACAACGAUCAGUUCGACAUGUCCGAUCUCGGUGCCGCCCUCCCUGGCGUCCCCCCCGCUCUUAGUGAGGAGGAUCGCGCAGGUCUUGUGAAUGCUCUAAAGAAUAAGCUUCAGAAUCUGGCUGGGCAGCACUCGGAUGUUUUGGAGUCUUUAUCGCCGAACGUCCGAAAACGCGUUGAUGUUUUGAGAGAGCUUCAGAGCCAACAUGAUGAACUGGAGGCCAAAUUUUUUGAGGAGAGAGCGGCACUUGAAGCCAAAUACCAGAAGCUUUAUGAGCCACUUUAUAUGAAAAGGUAUGAAAUUGUAAAUGGUACUGUUGAUGUUGAAGGAGUUAAAAGCGAAGCUGACAUGGACCAAGACAAAGACAAAAGCACUGAAGAGAAAGGUGUGCCUGACUUUUGGCUCACUGCGAUGAAGACAAAUGAAGUACUGGCUGAGGAGAUAUCAGAACGCGACGAAGGGGCUCUCAAAUAUCUCAAAGAUAUCAAGUGGUGUAGGAUUGAUAAUCCUAGGGGCUUCAAGCUUGAGUUUUUCUUUGAUCCUAAUCCACAUUUCAAGAAUGCUGUUCUGACAAAAACGUACCAUAUGGUUGAUGACGAUGAACCUAUUUUAGAGAAAGCAAUAGGGACGGAGAUUGAUUGGUAUCCAGGGAAAAGCUUGACGCUGAAGCUUCUAAAGAAGAAGCCAAAGAAGGGAUCAAAGAAUGCCAAACCCAUCAUGAAGACUGAAAAUUGUGAAAGUUUCUUUAAUUUCUUCAAUCCUCCUCAGGUUCCUGAAGACGAUGACGAUAUUGAUGAGGACACGGCUGAAGAACUUCAGAAUCAAAUGGAGCAAGACUAUGACAUUGGCUCGACCAUCAGGGACAAAAUUAUUCCUCAUGCAGUUUCAUGGUUCACGGGGGAGGCUGUCCAAGGGGAUGAAUAUGAAGAUAUAGAAGAAGAUGAAGAUGGUGAUGAAAAUGAAGAUGAGGACGAUGAGGAUGAGGAGGAUGACGAGGAUGAUGAGGACGACGAGGAUGAAGUCGAGGAGGAAGGCAAGAGCAAGAAGAAGUCCUCUGCUGGACCCAAGAGGAGUGGAAGGGUUCAAACUGGGGAAGGUCAGACAGGCGAGCGUCCUCCAGAGUGCAAGCAGCAGUAGUGUUAAAAUGAUUUCAGAACACACUGGUUUAUGAAAAUUAUGAUGGUAUUAGCAGUGUCCUGGUUCAGGGUUUUGGGUCCUCACCCUGUUAUUAAUAUAAUUCAUAGCCUGUUUAUUUGUUUUUUCCCUCGUCUCCCUCUCUCUCUCUCUCUCUCUCUCUCUCUCUCUCUCUCUCUCUCUCUCUCUUUGCGGGAGCUCUAAAUUUGUUGGGAUUCUUUUGGUGGUGUCUUCAGUUCCUCGGAGCCAUGGAUUUACAGCGGAACUAUUUAUACUUCUCUUUUUUGGGUUUUAGAUGAUCAGUCAAUCCAGUUUAUGAUGGGUUCGAAAGUGUGUUCUCACGUAAUUGUGAAACUGGAAUUGUUUUGUGCUCUAAUGUAAUAUAUGUCUAUUUUUUGGUUGUGGGUUA